Molecule: messenger RNA, 1329 nt
Organism: Phragmites australis (common reed)
Lineage: Eukaryota; Viridiplantae; Streptophyta; Magnoliopsida; Poales; Poaceae
Exons: 1
Coding region: 1-1329 (442 amino acids)
Source: RefSeq, a predicted model, not a curated record
AUGCCAUAUUCACUUACAUGGUAUCAGCCGCCUACAAUUCUUUUCCGCUGCCCUAACUCGCGCGCCGACCCUCGCCGUGCAGCGCUCCCGCGCGCGCCGGCUCGCCGCGCAGCGCCUCCCCGCGCGCUGGUCCUCCACCCAGCAGCGCCCACCCCUCCAGCCACCAUGCCUGGAACUCCCCCCGCCUCCCCCAAGGCUGGGGAUGACUCGGCCUCCACUGCCACCGCCGCCCAGGUCGAGGAACUCGGCCUCCAGCAGCACUUCGCCAAGGAGAAGGCCAGCGCAACAGCCGCCGCCGCCCAGCGCCAGGCCGCGCGCGACGCCGCGCUGGCGCGCGCCCUGCAGGCCGAAGAGGAGGCCGCCGCCGCUGCCAAGGACCGUGAUGCCGCGGCUCUACGUGCCAGCGAGGCCCUGGCGCGCGCUGCCCAAGAGCGCGCGGCCGCUGCCUCCUCCGAUGCAGACUGCUCCAGCGCUCCUCCGGCGCCCACCGACCUCCACUCCGCCAUGUUACUUCACGAGGCCCUAGCCCUCCUGAACCUUCAUGCACAAGCGGUCGCCGUCAACAACAUCCGGACUCACGUCCCCAUCGUCCUCGACGUCGACUCCGGUAACUUCAACCGAUGGCGCGAUCAGUUCAUGCUGACCCUCGGGAAGUUCUCGCUCCAGGACCACGUCUGCUGUGACCCUCCGGUCACUGUCUCUCUGGACUGGGCGCGGAUGGACUGCGUCGUCAAGUCCUGGAUCGUCGGUACACUUACCGACGACCUCGCCGAAGUCAUCUCUGCUCAGGGCUCCACUGCUCGGCAUGCUUGGCUCGCCGUUGAAUCCCAAUUCCUCGGCAACCGAGAGGCGCGCGCCAUCCACCUCGAGACGAAGUUUCGCAACUUCGUCCAAGGUGAUCUCUCCAUCACCGACUAUUGCCGCCGCCUGAAGAAGAUGGCCGACGACCUCACGGCCCUCAGCGAGGUCAUCACAGAUCGCACCCUUGUCCUCAAUGUGAUCCGUGGCCUCAAUGAGCGUUUCGAUCACGUCGGGGCGCUUCUUCGUCGCGCUCGGCCCUUUCCCACCUUCCUGGAGGCACGUGAUGACCUCAUCCUCGAGGAGCUCACCUUGGAGAACAGGAAGGACGCCCCUGCCACCGCUCUCGCUGCCUCCACCACGUCCGGCCCUCCAAACGCCACUCCACCGUCGUCUGGCAUGGGCUCCAGCGGCGCUGGUGGCGCCCGGUCCUCCAACAACCGCCGUAGUAAGCGCGGCGGCGGUGGCAAAGGGGGCAAUAAUGGUGGCGGCACUGCUGGCCAGGGCCAGCGCCCCUCAGCCGGCGCAUAG